Molecule: messenger RNA, 941 nt
Organism: Nymphaea colorata (pocket water lily)
Lineage: Eukaryota; Viridiplantae; Streptophyta; Magnoliopsida; Nymphaeales; Nymphaeaceae
Product: chalcone isomerase-like protein 2
Exons: 5
Coding region: 7-789 (260 amino acids)
Molecular function (GO): intramolecular lyase activity
Source: RefSeq, a predicted model, not a curated record
AGGCUCAUGACUGAACCUACCUCCAACUUAACUCCACCCCCAACCACCAUGGCGGUUCCCCAUAAUAAAUCCCCUUUGUAUGAGCAUGGCUCUUCCACACUAGUUCUAGACAGACAUCUCAGACGGAGUUCCACAAUUUCAUUUGGCAAGCCAGCAAUGGGAACAGAGAUGGUCAUGGUAGAUGAGAUCCCUUUUCCUCCUGAGAUCACAACAUCCAAGCCCUUGGCAUUGCUUGGGCAUGGCAUCACAGACAUUGAAAUUCACUUCCUGCAGAUAAAGUUCAAUGCUAUUGGAGUGUAUCUCGAUCCAGCUGAAAUUGUGACUUCUCUUCAGCCUUGGAAAGGCAAAUCCAGUGGCGAGCUCUCCGCUGAUGACUCUUUCUUUGAUGCCCUGAUCGCAGCAAAAGCGGAGACAUUUCUGAGGAUCGUGGUUAUAAAGGAGCUGAAGGGAUCACAGUAUGGUGUUCAAUUGGAGAGCGCAGUGAGGGAUCGAUUGGCAGCAAUUGACAAGUAUGAAGAGGAGGAAGAAGAAGCCCUGGAGAAAGUUAUCGAGUUUUUCCAGGGAAAAUAUCUCAAGAAACACUCAGUCAUCACCUACCUUUUCCCUUCCUCAUCCAACACUGCAGAGAUCGGGUUUUCAACCGAGGGGAAAGAGGAAGCGAAGUUUCAAGUGGAAAAUGAAAAUGUGGCAGGGAUGCUCAAAGCCUGGUACUUGGGAGGGAGCAGGGCAGUUUCUGCAACAACUGUAGCUUCCCUGGCCGAUGGCUUGGCAGCACAUUUAUCUCGCUAAAGAUGUUGGUUCCUCUCUGCUUUUGCUGUUGUGGCUACCGGCCAUUCUGAACUCUGCGCCACUAUGUUUUGCCCUUUAUCAGACCUAGACGUGAGUUUGCAUUUUGUGGGUAUAAAUUAGUCUUUUCUGCCUCUGCUAAUACGAGGAAUCAA